Molecule: messenger RNA, 1050 nt
Organism: Aspergillus fischeri NRRL 181
Lineage: Eukaryota; Fungi; Ascomycota; Eurotiomycetes; Eurotiales; Aspergillaceae
Product: TBP-associated factor 8 family protein
Exons: 2
Coding region: 1-1050 (349 amino acids)
Biological process (GO): transcription initiation at RNA polymerase II promoter
Cellular component (GO): transcription factor TFIID complex
Molecular function (GO): protein heterodimerization activity
Source: RefSeq, a predicted model, not a curated record
AUGGUGUCCUCAGAAAACUCUCUCAAGCAUUCUUCGUCCACACCUUUAGAGCAGCAGGGGCCUGAUACGAAGCGAUUAAAGCGUUCAUAUCACCACCAUCACCGUUUGCGAAAUCCCGUUAUCCCAGCUCUUCCGGAGCCCGCGAUCAAUGAUGACGCCCACGUUGCUCACUUGAUGAGUCGCUCUAUCGGGCUAUGUCUCAGAGAGUCCGGAUUUGAUCUCGCCGACCCAGCCGCGCUGGAGAGUUUUCGCUAUGCUACAGAGGAGUACCUUCUAAAGCUCGCAUCCUUUGUGCGGCAAUCAAUGCUCUCGAGCCGGCGCAACCAACCAAUACCCCAAGAUUUCGAACUCGCGUUCAAAAAACACCAUUUGCACGCGGACGAUCUGCUUCCGCACUUAAAACCUCUGCCAAAUAUCGAACCUGUUCCUACACUCCUACCUAGCCCUCCACCAGAAGAGGAUGCUUGGUUGAGUUUACCAUUUCUCGGCCCUGAACUGAGCGGCGAAAGUGACCGUGUUCGAAGCGCUUAUAUCCCAAAGCAUUUCCCUCAAUUUCCCAGUAAACAUACAUACCGGCACACACCUGUGUUCACACAGCGGGAGCAAGACCCACGGAAAAUUCGUGAGCGCGCGACUGAAGAGGGACGACAUGGCGAGGAGGCAUUGCGCAAGCUGGCGCGGGCAUCCUUCAAGGAUAAUCAACUCGGCUGGGCUGGUCGCGAAAAGAGAUUAUGGGGUCGGAGGAUGGAGAGCUUGGACAGUAUGUUUGAAAAAACAGUCAAAGGCAUCGCAAAGAAAAUGCACAAAGAUGUGACUGCGCCGGGGACAGCUGCAACGACGGAUAUUGAUUCUGGAGCGGCUGCGGAUCCGGAGCUCAAGGCGACUCGGCCGAAGCUCUCGUUCAGCCUGGAGCUUCCGCCAGUCAUCAAUUGCGAAAGAGGUCUCUGGCGCCGAACGACGGCACCCAGCAAUCGGAAAGCGGAAGAGAAACCAGCCGGAACGAAGGAUUCCACAAGUGUUUCGCGAGUGGAAAGCUGGGUGAGCACAUAA